Schistocerca gregaria is the source of this 1110-nucleotide messenger RNA. RefSeq names its product protein enabled homolog. Lineage: Eukaryota; Metazoa; Arthropoda; Insecta; Orthoptera; Acrididae. The record is from RefSeq and is a predicted model, not a curated record. Bases 1 to 1110 code for a protein of 369 amino acids. The transcript has 2 exons.
AUGGAGAAGAGUGAUUCUGGCGUGAACGUAGCAGUGGAGCAGGAAGUAGGUGUCGACUUUGGGUUAAUGAGCGAGAACGGCAAACAUUGGGAAGGGGUUGAAUUGCUCAGUGGACCGCGGCAAAGUGAUCCUUUAGGCGGCGGGCUUUGUCCACAAUCGGGAGCUUUUCCCGACGACGCUAACGAGCCGGGACUAGGUCAGGUAUGCAGUGAAAGUGUAGCUACCCUUAGCGAAACUUCGGUGUCUCAGGCGAACGAGGUGAACACACCGACAGUAGCAAAUUACAAUGUGCUACUGCAGUUUUUACAGAGGAUGGUUAGAGAUAAUAAGGAAAGAUUGGAAACGAUGGAUAAAGAUAAUAAGGAAAGAUGGGAAGCGUAUAAGGAAAGAUUGGAAGCAAUGGAUAAAGAUAGUAAGGAAAGAUUGGAGACAGUGGAUAAGGGAAACAAAGAGGCAAUGAGGAAGCUGCGUCUGUCCGCAGUUAAUAAUCGGUUAGAUGAAGAGGAGAAGAAUCUGGGUGCGUUGAAGCAAGUAUGCGACGCCGUGAAAGAAAUAGCCAAUAAUUUGGAGGUACAAAUAAUUGCAAAAGAGAGUUAUAUUAUAGAACAUAGAGGCAUGUUGACGGAUGAGCGAAUCAAAGAGGAAGACGAACUCAGAGAAUUAGAAGAACGGUUGUGUCGGGUAAAACGGGUGGCAGACCCAACUGGAAUUGGAGGCUUCACGGAUUCCGCCACCUCAGCCUACGACUCCACCAAUGGCCCCUUCGCUGCUCGCAACCCAGCCACGGUCGCCCCGCCUGCUGUCGUCGAAGUCGCCGCUGCCAGUCCGGUUACCUGCAUGGGACGGGCGCCUCUCACCGCCACCAAGGCCCACCUCCGGCCACUGCUGCCGCCACCACCACGUUCCUCCGUUUUGCCGGUACCGAUGGCCGCUGAUGCUGCUGUCACGCCGCCGCCGCCCCCGCCGCCCCCGCCGCCCCCGCCGCCCCCGCCGACGCCGCAGCCGCCCAUGGAGGACGUUGCUCCACCUGCUCAUCCGACCAUACCCAGUGGCGGUGCGCAGUUUUCCACCAGCAAUUCGGGGUCGCAAGUGGAUAGCACAGCUCAGUAG